AAGCCCUCCGUCUCAGAGAUGCUGCCGCUGCUGCUGUCCCUGCUGUGGGCAGGGUCCCUGGCUCAGGACAAGAGAUACUGGCUGCAGGUGCCGGGGUCUGUGACGGUGCAGGAGGGCCUGUGUGUCCACGUGCCCUGCUCCGUCUACUAUCCCUGGGACACCAGGGACAACUCUGUCCCAGCUUUCGGCUACUGGUUCCAGGAAGGAGCCGAUGUGAAGCUGCAUAACCCGGUGGCCACAAACAACUCACAACGUAAAGUUCAGGAAGAGACCCAAGGCCGAUUCAACCUCCUAAUGGAUCAUGGAAACAAUUGCUCCCUGGACAUCAGAGACGCCAGGAGGAGGGAUGAAGGUUCAUAUUUUUUUCGCGUGGAAAGAGGAAAGGCAUUGUGGAGUUAGACGUCUAACCAGCUCUCCUUGCAUGUGAUGGCCCUGAACCACACACCCCACAUCCUCAUUUCUGCGACGCUGGAGGCUGGCCGCCCCGGGAACCUGACCUGCUCUGUGCCCUGGGCCUGUGAGCAGGGCGCGCCCCCCAUCUUCUCCUGGACGUCAGCCGCCCUCACCUCCCUGGGCCCCAGGACGCACCUAUCCUCAGUGCUCACCAUCACCCCACAGCCCCAGGACAAUGGCACCAAUCUCACCUGUCAGGUGAAGUUCCCCACAAGCGGUGUGAUCGUGGAGAGGACCAUCCAGCUCAAUGCCACCUGUGCUCCACAGAGCCCAGAAAGAGGUGUGUGCUUAGGGGAUGGCACAGGAAAAUCGGGGACCAGGGCAGCAGUGAUUGAGGGGGCCCUUGGGGGAGCUGGUGUCACCAUGCUGCUUGUUCUCUGCCUGUGCCUCCUCUUCUGCACAGUGAAGACCUACAGGAAGAAAGCAGCCAGGACUGCAGUGGGUACGGAGGACAUCCACCCUGCCAUAGGACCAACUUCCCUGGAUCACCGGCAAGAGUGCAAGUUAGAGGAUCCUCCUGACCCCACAAGCUCAGCAGGGGCCACCCCCACCUUGGGGGUGGAGGAAGAGCUGCAUUACGCCUCCCUCAGCUUUCAUGGGAAGCAUCCUCAGGAGAGCACCUACUCAGAAUACACGGAGAUCAGGACCCCCUACAGAAAGGGGGACCCACAGGCUAAUCCUUAG
Lipotes vexillifer (Yangtze River dolphin) is the source of this 1137-nucleotide messenger RNA. RefSeq names its product myeloid cell surface antigen CD33. Gene Ontology annotation, molecular function: sialic acid binding. Gene Ontology annotation, biological process: cell adhesion. Gene Ontology annotation, cellular component: plasma membrane. The transcript has 7 exons. The record is from RefSeq and is a predicted model, not a curated record. NCBI's taxonomy places the organism in Eukaryota, Metazoa, Chordata, Mammalia, Artiodactyla, Lipotidae.